AUGACCCUCCCCAGCCUGCCGCGCACGAACGAGGGCCAGCGUAUCUGCCAGGUAGUCAAGCUCAAGCCCGAGCACGCGGAGGAGUACAUCCGGAUACACGCCGACGUGUGGCCUGCCGUGCUCGAGUCGCUGCGCAAGGCCAACUUUGUUGACUACUCGGUGCACUACUUCGCCGAACUCAACCUGCUGAUCGCCCACAUGCGAUACCUUGGGUCCGACCUCGAAGCCGACGCCGCGGGGGUGCGCGAGAGCGAGGAGACGCGGCGGUGGUGGAAGAUCACCGACGCGAUGCAGGAGACGUUCGUCCAAGGCUCGACAGGCAGCACGUCGCCCCUUGGGUGGUGGCUCAACGUGCCAGAGGUGUUCCGGAUGGAGCAGUAG
Vanrija pseudolonga is the source of this 381-nucleotide messenger RNA. It is a transcript of the gene rhaM, whose product is annotated as L-rhamnose mutarotase. The record is from RefSeq and is a predicted model, not a curated record. Gene Ontology annotation, molecular function: racemase and epimerase activity, acting on carbohydrates and derivatives. Bases 1 to 381 code for a protein of 126 amino acids. The transcript is spliced from 4 exons. NCBI's taxonomy places the organism in Eukaryota, Fungi, Basidiomycota, Tremellomycetes, Trichosporonales, Trichosporonaceae.